Dermacentor albipictus is the source of this 6581-nucleotide messenger RNA. RefSeq lists its product as uncharacterized. NCBI's taxonomy places the organism in Eukaryota, Metazoa, Arthropoda, Arachnida, Ixodida, Ixodidae. The record is from RefSeq and is a predicted model, not a curated record.
AAAGGAUAUAGGAAGGAAGAAAUGGGGAGGGUCGAAAGGGCGCGCGCCGGCGAAACACCCGCUCCUAUGCCCUUUUCUCCCCCUUUUCCCGACGCGCGCUCUUGUUAAUCCGCUCAUCCCGAUCGCAUCCUCCUACCCACCCCCUGCAUAACACCGGACGGCGAAGGCUCGACUUAGAACAGCUCCGCUGUUAAAAAGAAGGGUCCGUUUCUUCGAGAAUGCCUAACCGACGACGUCAUCAUCCAGUGGGCGAUUAAGCGAUUGGGCGUUGUGAUAUACCCUUUCCCUCAUUCCUUGCUCCCCUUCCACGAGAGAGCACCUUUUUCACCUCCCCACGUGAAUAUAUGCCGCGCUUCCUUUACUCGGGCCGCAAGAGAUAGCACGUCCGUCGCAUCGCUCGCACGGCAGUGCUUUGGUGGCUCUUGCGUUUCGCACCCUGGAAUCAUGAAGCGCUCGCGGCGCCCGAAGCAGCAGCGUCGGUCAAGCGACGAAGAACAAGAACCUUUAACCACGGCCGAACGUCUUCAAGGCCCAGAGAACCUCGAACUGCAAGCGAUGUGCGGGAAUCUGCGUGGAAUGGUGCCCGGCUCGUCACCUGGAACGCGAGAAUCGACUGUCAACUGCGUGGACAUUGAGCGAGGCACCGGCGAUUACAUCGGGUGCCAUCUGCAGCAGCUGUUCGAACUUUGCGACGACGUGCCCGAGCACUGUCAGCGUUCCGCCAAAGUACCCCGGACGGGAGAUGAGCGCGCCAGCCUUCUUCCGCCUUUGGACAGCCGCGUGAGCGACUUUCCACCCACCUGUCCGCUCGCCGGACAGUCCUCCGACCUUGAUCCGUCUGCAUACAACCGCGUGCCCGUCUGGUCCUCCGACCUUGAUCCGUCUGCAUGUAACCAAGUGCCCGUGUGGUCCUCCGACCUUGAUCCGUCUGCAAGUAACCAAGUGCCCGUCUGGUCCUCCGACCUUGAUCCGUCUGCAUGUAACCAAGUGCCCGUCCAGUCGUCCGACCUUGAUCUGUCUGCAUGUAACGAAGUGCCCGUCCAGUCGGCCGACCUUGAUCUGUCUGCAUGUAACGAAGUGCCCGUCCCGUCCUCCGACAUUGAUCCGUCUGUACGCAACCAAGUGCCCGUCCCGUCCUCCGGCCUUUAUCCGUCUGUACGCAACCAAGUGCCAGUCCAGUCAUCUCACCUUCUUUCACCUUUACAUAACCAUGUGCCCGCCAAGUCCUCCCUUUGUGAUCCGCCUGCAUACAACGACGUGCCCGUCUGGUCCCCCGACGUUGAUCCGCCUGCAUACAACGACGUGCCCGUCUGGUCCCCCGACGUUGAUCCGCCUGCAUACAACGACGUGCCCGUCUGGUCCUCCGACGUUGAUCCGCCUGCAUACAACGACGUGCCCGUCUGGUCCUCCGACGUUGAUCCGCCUGCAUACAACGACGUGCCCGUCCGGUCAUCCGACGUUGAUCCGUCUGUACGCAACCUAGUGCCCGCCCAGUCCUCGGAUCUUGAUCAGUGUGUACGCAACCACGUGCCCGCCAAGUCCUCCCAUUGUGAUCCGCCUGCAUACGACCACGUUCCCAUUUGGUCCUCCGACCUCGGUCCGUCUGUAAGCAACCAUGUGCCCGUCCGGUCCUCCGACCUCGGUCCGUCUGUAAGCAACCAUGUGCCCGUCCAGUCCUCGGAUCUUGAUCGGUCUGUACGCAACGAAGUGCCCGUCCAGACCUCUCACCUUCGUUCACCUUUACACAACUACGUGCCCGCCAAGUCCUCCCAUUGUGAUCCGCCUGCAUACGACCACGUGCCCGUCUGGUCCUCCUACGUUGAUCCGCCUGCAUACAACCACGUUCCCAUUUGGUCCUCUGACCUUGAUCCGUCUGUACGCAACCAAGUGCCCGUCCGGUCCUCCGACCUCGGUCCGUCUGUAAGCAACCAUGUGCCCGUCCAGUCCUCGGAUCUUGAUCGGUCUGUACGCAACGAAGUGCCCGUCCAGACCUCUCACCUUCGUUCACCUUUACACAACUACGUGCCCGCCAAGUCCUCCCAUUGUGAUCCGCCUGCAUACAACGACGUGCCCGUCUGCUCCUCCAACGUUGAUCCGCCUGCAUACAACGACGUGCCCUUCCGGUUCUCUCACCAUCUUUCACCUUUACACAACCACGUGCCCGCCAAGUCCUCCCAUCGUGACCCUUCUGGAUACCCUUACGUGCCCGUCAAGGCCUCGUACCUUGAUCCGCCUGUACGCAACCAAGUGCCCGUCCAAUCCUCUCACCUUUCACCUUUACACAAGCACGUGCCCGCCAAGUCCUCCCAUCGUGACCCUUCUGGAUACCCUCACGUGCCCGUCAAGGCCUCGUACCUUGAUCCGCCUGUACGCAACCAAGUGCCCGUCCCAUCCACUCACCUUUCACCUUUACAUAAUCACGUGCCCGCAAAGUCCUCCCAUCGUGAUCCCCCUGCAUUCAACCAAGCUCCCGCCAAGUCCUCGUACUUUGAUGCGCCUGUACGCAACCAAGCGCCCGCCAAGUCCUCGUAUCUUGAUCCACCUGUACGCAACCAAGUGCCCCCCAAGUCCUCGUAUCUUGAUCCGCCUGUAUGCAACCAAGCGCCCGCCAAGUCCUCGUAUCUUAAUCCUCCUGUAUGCAACCAGGUGCCUGACAAGUCAUCGUACCUUGAUCCGCCCAUAGGCAACCAAAUACCCGCUAAGUCCUCGUACCUUGUUCCGUCUGUACCCAACCAAGUAUCCGUCCAGUCCUCUCACCUUCUUUCACCUUUACACAACCACGUGCUCUCCAAGUCCUCCCAUCGUGAUCCUCCUGCAUACAACCACGUGCUCGCCAAGUCCUCCCAUCGUGAUCCUCCUGCAUACAACCACGUGCCCGCCAAGUCCACCCAUCGUGGUACGCCUGCAUACAACCACGUGCCCGCCAAGUCCACCCAUCGUGGUACGCCUGCAUACAACCACGUGCCCGCCAAGUCCACCCAUCGUGGUACGCCUGCAUACAACCACGUGCCCGCCAAGUCCUCACAUCGUGGUACGCCUGCAUACAACCACGUGCCCGCCAAGUCCUCACAUCGUGGUACGCCUGCAUACAACCACGUGGCCGCCAAGUCCUCACAUCGUGGUACGCCUGCAUACAACCACGUGCCCGCCAAGUCCGCCCAUCGUGGUACGCCUGCAUACAACCACGUGCCCGCCAAGUCCGCCCAUCGUGGUACGCCUGCAUACAACCACGUGCCCGCCAAGUCCUCACAUCGUGGUACGCCUGCAUACAACCACGUGCCCGCCAAGUCCUCACAUCGUGGUACGCCUGCAUACAACCACGUGGCCGCCAAGUCCUCCCAUCGUGCUACGCCUGCAUGCAACCACGUGCCCGCCAAGUCCUUCCAUAGUGCUACGCCUGCAUACAACCACGUGCCCGCCAAGUCCUCGUACCUUGAUCCGCCUGUAUGCAACCAAGCGCCCGCCAAGUCCUCGUACCUUGAUCCGCCUGUAUGCAACCAAGCGCCCGCCAAGUCCUCGUACCUUGAUCCGCCUGUAUGCAACCAAGCGCCCGCCAAGUCCUCGUACCUUGAUCAACCUGUAUGCAACCAAGUGGCCGCCAAGCCCUCGUACCUUGAUCAGCCCGUAUGCAACCAAGUGGCCGCCAAGCCCUCGUACCUUGAUCAGCCUGUAUGCAACCAAGUGGCCGUCAAGUCCUCGUACCUUGAUCAGCCUGUAUGCAACCAAGUGUCCGUCAAGUCCUCGUACCUUGAUCAGCCUGUAUGCAACCAAGGGCCCACCAAGUCAUCGUACCUUGAUCAGCCUGUAUGCAACCAAGUGUCCGUGAAGUACUCCUGCCUUGAUCCGCCGUUAGGCAACCAAGUGCCGUUACAGUCCCCCUGCUUUGAUCCGCCGGUCUGCAACCAAGUGCCCGCCAAGUCCUCGUACCUUGAUCAGUCUGUCUGCAACCAAGUGCCCGCCAAGUCCUCGUACCUUGAUCAGUCUGUCUGCAACCAAGUGCCCGCCAAGUCCUCGUACCUUGAUCAGUCUGUAUGCAACCAAGUGGCCGCCAAGUCCUCGUACCUUGAUCAGCCUGUAUGCAACCAAAUGGCCGCCAAGUCCUCGUACCUUUAUCAGCCUGUAUGCAACCAAGUGCCCGUCAAGUCCGCGUACCUUGAUCAGCCUGUAUGCAACCAAGUGCCCGUCAAGUCCUCGUACCUUGAUCAGCCUGUAUGCAACCAAGUGCCCGUCAAGUCCUCGUACCUUGAUCAGCCUGUAUGCAACCAAGUGCCCGUCAAGUCCUCGUACCUUGAUCAGUCUGUAUGCAACCAAGUGGCCGCCAAGUCCUCGUACCUUGAUCAGCCUGUAUGCAACCAAGUGCCCGUCAAGUCCUCGUACCUUGAUCAGCCUGUAUGCAACCAAGGGCCCGUCAAGUCCUCGUACCUUGAUCAGCCUGUACGCAACCAAGGGCCCAUCAAGUCCUCGUACCUUGAGCAGCCUGUAUGCAAACAAGGGCCCACCAAGUCAUCGUACCUUGAUCAGCCUGUAUGCAACCAAGUGUCCGUGAAGAACUCCUGCCUUGAUCCGCCGUUAUGCAACCAAGUGCCGUUACAGUCCCGCUGCCUUGAUCCGCCGGUAUGCAACCAAGUGCCGUUACAGUCCUACCUUUAUCUGCCUCAGCUCAACCACAUGCCCCUCCCGUUCGCCGAGUUUCAUCCGCCUGUACACAACGUGGCCGCCAUGUCAAGUAUCCAACCGGUCACCGAUGCAGACGAUGCACUUUCGACCUUCCCGGGCUUUGCAUACGAGCGACGUUCUGUUGGAGGCGUCGUUUAUUUUGAAUCCUGCACCCUGCCAACGCACUGGGAAAAGUGACACUUACUGCGAUUUUAGAUUUGCCCCUGGCCGGGCGACAGCUGAUGGCGCUAAGUGACGUGUCAUCAUUUCAAUUUGUGAUUUUAGUCAUAUUUUCACUCUUUGUUCCUUUUACAUUUUAUAUUCAUUAUCUUAUCUUCCCCAAUGCACUCCUUUCUGUUAUUUUGUCAUUUUCCUAUCAUACAAUUACAUUCCGUAUUGUAACAGUCUCUUGCAAUGUGAAAUAUCAUAUCACCAAUACAUUCAAAUGCACACGCUGGAUCAACCGAAGGCGCAGAACAAUGACACUGUAUUCGAAGAUCCCUUCCCGCUGAGAAUCUGAUAACUGUAGAAGUAACCGCUGCCCAAUUAGUAUUUUCUAAAUUCUAAAAAAAUGACAGCUUUCCUAAAAUAAAAGAAAGCUGCGCGUUGGGUAUUUCUUCAGUGAUCUUAUUUGUGCUGAUUUGAGGUAUACGCUACGACAGGAUUAACUAUAGAAACGUGAAAUUUUUAAUGUCUGAAUAACACCACGAACUUCCGUGUGAGGUCGCGGAUAUCAAAGUACUUAUUUUUUUUUUAUUUGAGUGGCAGUUGAGUAACAGCUGGUCAUGAAUAAACACAAAAUCAAGUAUUGAACUUGCUGAAUUCAGUCUUUGAUUGGCUCUUCAGAGAGUUGAACUUUGUGAAUAAUAAAUUGUCUAGACCCAAGAAGUCUCCGUCGGUUCUCGACUUCACAGCGAUUCGAUGCGCCAACUUCAAUGCCGUCUCGCCGCCCGCCUUUUCUUUUUGCUUUGGCUCGCCGAACCCUUUCUCGGUUGCUUUCUUAAAUUUUGUGGAAGGGUGGUUUAGCAUCGCACUUCGAGUAAGUUCUCUUUACUGAUCCUUUAAAGCUCGUUUCCAUACAUCUCUCAUUGGUCUCACGCGUACUGCUGCAUUGAUGGUGCGAGAUUUUACCUCACUUUCUUUUUGUAUUUAUUUACGCGUUUCUUUUUCACGGCAACGAGAGCCAAAACCUUCUGGGGUGCUAAUGCAAGAACAACUCGCUAGGUGCGGGACGUACGUUUUACCCCCCCCCCCCCCCUCCUUUCCCUUCCCUUCCCUUCGCGGGUUCUUCAUAUAGCGGUGCUCUUGUUGUUUCGGCCAAGAUUUCAUUUCAUUGUAAAAAUUUCAUUGUAUUCAAUUGUGCUGUUUCUUAUAUAAUGUCUAUUUCAUUGUCGCUAUGCUGUGUGUGAUUGUUCGUUGCUGCGACUUUCAUAAAACCUCUGUAUAAAGCAUUUCCUUUCUUUCAAUAUGUGCGUUACUCUAGGAUGCUAAAAUACCCCCCCCCCCCCCAACCUCUAUGGCGUGCCUUAUCAGAUCAUGGGUUAUCAUAAUCAUGAUUAUGAGAUUUUCAUUCUUUAAAAUGUACGCGACCACGAGUGAUUACUCUAGAAUGCGCUGCGGUGCAUGCAUACACGGCGUACGUAUAAGCAGCGCCACUGCAACAUACGUGAGAAUAUUUGCCUGCCGAAAUUUGAACGUUGUUGCUAGAGAGAAAUUCAUAAUUCAUACAUUCAUAAUUUUGUUGCAUCGGGCUCACAGUGUUAUCCACUUGUGAAUACCACUUCUAUGUGAUAGACCCCCUGGGUCUUAGUCUUGUUGCUGCGACAGCUUUUUUUUUUGCCCUCUGUCCCUUCGUUUCACUUUGCUCUGGAAAAUAAAAUUUCAUUACCUGUCAACUCGCCCGAUUUGUCAGGGACACUCCCGAA